GAUUUUCUGCGAUUUUAUUGGUCUAUAAGUGAAAUCCGCCAUCUUUGACGAUUUUUUUCGAAAACAAACUUUCAGAAAUAAUUCAAUAUUUGAGAAUUUAACGAUAAAUACAUUAACAAAUGCAUUGAUCAUUGUUGAUAUAAUUAGAUCCACUCUUGAAGCAUGGGAUCGUCUAAGAAACAUAAGGAAAAGGACAGGGAAAGAGACCAUAAAAAGAAGCGAAAGCAUCGGUCACGUUCUCGGAGCAGAUCACGAGAGCGUAGUGAACGCAAAAAGCACAAGAAGAGUAAGAGCAGUCAUAAAGAGAGGAGUGCCAGUGAGGAAGGGGAAAUAGCAGUGUAUGACUAUGGACAUGGCCAAUCAGCACCUGACCAAGGGGAAGUGGGUUCAACUCCGCCUAAGUCAAGUGGAGGGGCUGGGGGAGACAUCUCGCUCUCAAUGGAUGAAACAAAUAAGUUGCGAGCUAAGUUGGGACUUCCUCCUCUCAAAAUGGAUGGAGACAACAGCCAAACAGAUGACAGUAAACCCAAAAUUAAAGAAGAUGUCCACGUGCCUGCCGUAAAUCAAGCAGAGAAAAGACGCCAGGCUGAGAUACAGGAAAAGCUAGCGGCCAUUCGCAGUAAAAGAUUAAUCAACAAAAAAUUAGGAAAAGUGAAAACUUUAGGUGAGAGUGAUUCAGAUGAGGAAGAAGGUGCCCUUGCUUGGAUCAAAAAGUCCAGAAAACAACAAAAAGAAAAGGCUCUAGCAGAGAAAAGGGCUAAACUGUUAGAGGAGAUGGACAAUGAGUUUGGUAUUGGGAAUAUCGUAGAUGAGGAGUUUGGGACGACCAAGAAAAAGGAGUACACUUCCAGAGAUCUGAGGGGCAUCAAAGUUCAACAUGACCAAGAAGAAUUCUCUGAGGGGAAAACAGUUAUACUCACUCUCGAGGACAAACGUAUUCUGGAUGAUGAUGGUGAUGUGCUGAUGAAUGUCAACAUUAAAGAUGUCGAGGCUGCUAAGAAGAAUAUUGAAAAUAAGAAAAAGAAACCUGAUUACCAACCAUGGGAUAAUGAAGAGGAAGAUGAAUAUGGAAUGGUUAAGGUUAAAGAAGUGCUUAGCAAGUACGACGAAGAAAUUGCUGGAGAACGGAAAAAAUCUUUUGCAUUAGGAAUGGAAGGUAGCUACAAUGCAGAUUCAGAAAGGCAAAUGGCAAUGAUACGCAAUCAGUUAAAGAAUCAGGCCCAAUCCCUUCAACUUAGUGCUCCAAAUAUAGCAAGUGAAUACUAUACUGAACAAGAAAUGAAAGGGUUUAAGAAAGUAAAGAAGAAAGUGAGGAAGAUUCGUAAGAAGACAGCAGUAAAGGCAGAUGAUCUCAUACCCCUAGAAUCCGAAAGCAGGAAUCAUGGCUCUAGAUCUGGUGUCAAGCAAGAAGUGGAUGCUGAUGGUGAGAUGCUUUGGCCACAUGAGAUGGCAGCAAGUGGAAGAGCCAUUGAAGAGGGACAGAUUAAAGAAGAACAAGACAUGAUGGAAGUUGAUAAGCCAGACCCAAUGGAUGACUCUGAGAUUCAGGGACCCGAUGAAGACUUGACUGGUGUGACUGUUGAUGAGGAUGACGGAGCUUUGGAAUUAGAAUUAGCACUCAGAAAGGCUAGAAAACUCAAACAUAAAAAAGAGCAAACAUCAGUUCCUACUAUGGUUGCAGAGAAUGUUGUCCAGACAAUAAAAGAAGAGCCAUCUGAUUCUGAGCCUGAUCCCGAUGACAUGGAACUGGACACGAGGCAGAAGAACAUUAUGUUGAACUCUGUAGCUGAAUUCUGUCGUACUCUUGGAGAUAUACCAACUUAUGGGCAGUCUGGUAAUAGAACUGAAGACCAACAGGAGUUAUUGGACUUUGAACGUGAGCUACAAGAGGAAAGGCGCAGAAAGGAAGAAGAGGAGGCCAACCCAACUGGUUGGGCAAGAGUUGAGAUAGAUGAGCAGCCAGUUGAUCUAGAUAAUGACAAAGAUGAAGCAGUUAUAAUAGAGGAGCCUUCUGCUGCAGAGGGUAUGGGCGCUGCCCUUGCAUUGGCCAUGAGUAAAGGGUAUCUUGAGAAAGAAGUUGUUAAAAAGGUUGGAGCAACUAAGGCUAAGGGGGUUAUUGAGGAAGACAGCAAUUGGUGCAUAGAGGACAAAAGACAUGACGAUAUUGAUGAAAAAUAUAAAAACAAGACAAGAGAUCGAUUCAGUGGUAUAACCAUGGACUUCAAAGAGAAAGCAGGUUAUAAACCAAUAGUUCAACUUGAAUAUGUCGAUGAUAAUGGACGAUUUAUGAACCAAAAAGAGGCCUUUCGGGUUCUGUCUCAUAGAUUUCAUGGAAAAGGAUCUGGAAAGAAGAAAACAGAAAAACGAGAAAAGAAAAUCGAAGAGGAAGAGCUUAUGAAACAAAUGAGUUCUACAGACACGCCCCUUAAUACAGUUGCCAGACUAAAGGAAAAGUUGAACUCUGAGAAGACUCCCUUCCUAGUACUCAGUGGUGGCAGCAAGACUCUCACUUCAGCCUCUACAAGUUUGGUGAAACGUUGACAACAGUAGAAAUCUAAGAACAUGCUUUGAAAGAAUGAUGGAUGUAAGGAGGAUAGCUCAGCAAUAUCAACCCAUCUCUUAUCAUCAGAUGGCAAUAAAAUGGUUUCAAAAACCACCACUAUAUUUGGAGCAAAAUAAAGGAACUGGAAAACAGAAAUCAUAUUUACCAAAGAGACUGCCAAAGUGACUCAGGUGACUGAAACGGGAAUUACUUUUCCUGGCCUUUUGAUUAUUAUAGUAAUAUGGCCCUUUCACGAGAUAAUUUUUUCUUUUUUCUUUUAAAGAAAACAUUUGGAGGCCCUGGAAAAAUCUUGUCUUGAAUGCAGAUGU
Molecule: messenger RNA, 2871 nt
Organism: Owenia fusiformis
Lineage: Eukaryota; Metazoa; Annelida; Polychaeta; Sabellida; Oweniidae
Source: the annotation of a GenBank genome assembly